This is a messenger RNA of Phytophthora nicotianae INRA-310, 553 nucleotides long. RefSeq lists its product as hypothetical. The transcript has a single exon. The coding region runs from base 142 to 525 and encodes 127 amino acids. The record is from RefSeq and is a predicted model, not a curated record. Lineage: Eukaryota; Oomycota; Peronosporomycetes; Peronosporales; Peronosporaceae.
ACGACCUUACGACCACAAACAUCGAUCUGGUGCAAAUUAGGUCCACCCAGCUGAAUCGACCCAGCUUUUCACUACGCAACGGCUCCAGGUGCGCUGCAAAGUGACUGCGAAGUUCGCAGUGCGAACGCGUCGAGGCGGCGGAUGCUCGUUGUACCGCGCAAUUACUGUCCGCUCGUUCGUGCUGCCAAAAGUGCAGAAACGCUGACAAGACUUCAGCUCGGGGACCACCAUGAAGGGCGUUGCAGACAACUCGCUGCCCAUGGUGACAGCGUCGGACCGUGUGCUCUCGACCUGUGGGAUCAUGCCAUCCAUGACUGUUACCUAAAUGCCAUCGAAACGAUGGCGAAGAGAUUGUUGACAGUGAUUCGUUGUUCAAGCUUCGUACAUAUCCUCUUUUGCGCUGCUCAAUUUGCGCACCUUCGACGAGCAUCGCUGUCGAUCCACUUCGACGCAUCUCGUGGCAUCUCGGUGGCCCUUUCAGAUAUCUCGCCUAUCCAGGAGGGCAAAAGUGAAGUGAUACGUUGAAUUUGUAAAAUGCUCAAUAUGUUCGUGU